CACCUGUUCGUGAUGUUGAACAUUGUAAAAUAGUGCCCGUUUGUGAUAUUAAAUAUGAUGAAUUGAAAGAUUUAAAAUAUGCAUGGAAGGGAGGUUUUAGUGACGUUUACGAGGGAAUAUGGGAAGGACGACAUAUAGCAGCGAAAUUUGUUAGACGUGAAACUCCUACAGAAUUAAAGGAUUUUGACCAUCCUUCAUUAAGACCUGAAAUUUCAAAAAUAUUGAAUAAUCUUAAAAGUUUCAAUGAAAAACCGAUUUGUACAGAAAAAGAUAUCCCAUCGACAGAAUUAAAAUCUAUCACUUGGGACUCUAUUUUGCCACUAAUCAAAGAAGCUCGUCAAGUUAAAUCCUUUUACAGUUCUUAUCGUUACGAUGAUAACAUUCAACUUAAUAAACGAAUGUGUAACAAGUUAGGUGGAUGUAUCAUUGAAGCUGUAUCCAAGGUUGAGAUGCUUCAAAAUCAAGUCAAUUAUGACGAUUACGAUGAUUUAUUAGCAUGGGAUUAUUAUGAUAUCAAAUCUUUUAUUGAGAAUAUUUCUCAAAUCAGAGGACUAAAAUCUUAUAUUCAAGAUACUGAUUCUGGAAUUUCAUUGGAACAAUUAAAAGAUAAAUAUAUCAAAUUGCUAGAAGAAUUUCAUGAAUCUACAUCAUCCCUCGGGUUUAAUAUUCAGAAAGAUAACAAAAUUGACGAUAUACACAGAGAUAUUGAAGAAACAAAGAAGGGGGGUUCUAUGUAUAGCUUUAUCGACAAGAUAAUUGUCGAUAUUCAAAAUACUGCUAGUAAUAAAUUAUUUGAAAAUGAAAUUAUUCAAGAGCUCUAUGACAAUGGAAAAGUCGCAAAAAUAGAAUAUAAACCACGUGAUAUGGAAAGAUUUUUUGUUCAAAUUGCAUUUUUAAAAAAUUUAAAGGGCUUAGUUAACAUAUCCAAAUUCUAUGGUGGAAUAAAACACGACAAUCAAAUAGAAAUAUUUAUAGAAUGCAUUUUGAUAACAAGUGAUCUUAAAGCUAAAAUUACAAAUUUUUAUCAUAGCCGACUAGUUACAGAUGAAUCAGGGAAACUUCAUGUUAAAACUUCUCAAAACGAUACAAUGAGCAUUGUUAGCAACGAGCUUAACGUAAUUUUGUAUAGCUGA
Racocetra fulgida is the source of this 1133-nucleotide messenger RNA. The record is from the annotation of a GenBank genome assembly. NCBI's taxonomy places the organism in Eukaryota, Fungi, Glomeromycota, Glomeromycetes, Diversisporales, Gigasporaceae.